AGCGCCCAUCGCAUCGACAUUUGCCUCCUUUUCUUCCCACCACGCUUCCCCCCCCAAUCUGUUCCUCUCCACUUGGUUGGAUAUUUCAAACUUGACUCUGUUUUUCCUUCAAGCAACAGCAUCUGGCAAAGGUAGCACAGUAGCGAGGACCUGGAUUAAGAUAUUGUUGUUUGAGAAAAGAGGAGAGAGGGGGGGCUUCCUUCCUUUUCCUUUCCCUUUCCCGACGGUGGAAACAGACCCAUCUAUCUCCUUUUACUUCAAUUCAAUCUUUUCCUCACUUUACACCAACUGAUUGCGCAUCGGGGGUUAGAAGCAGAGACGGGGAUUGAGAGCUUCUGGUCCACCUUCAUCAUUUUUCCUAUUACACCCAGUUUCUGAUUUUUCUUCUUUUUUCCAAUUUGGGUUCUAUUCUUUUCGAUGGUUUGCACGAUGGGUCAUCUGGUUUUUGGGUUUUGAGGGGCGUGUCGAAGAGGGGUGGAGGCCUGUUUGAGGUAAAGGAAGUUAGUGGGAGGAGGAAUGACUUGGAGGAGAGUGUUGAAGUCUGUGCAGGCACUUUUGGCCCACGGUUUACUCUUCUGUUUCACGCUGUUGCUCGUUCUCAAGCUCGAUCAUUUCGUCUCUUACAGUUGGUGGGUUAUAUUUUUUCCACUUUGGGUGUUUCAUGUGGUUGUUGCUCGAGGAAGGUUCUCAUUACCUGCCCCAUCUCUUCCUCAUAAUCGUCAUUGGGCACCGUGCCAUGCUGUUGUUGCGACACCUUUGCUUAUAGCAUUUGAGUUACUUCUUUGCAUAUACCUCGAGAGCCUAUCUGUUUAUGGUUUUGCUGCUGUGAACUUGAAGAUUGUCUUUCUACCGUUGCUGGCAUUUGAAAUCAUUAUCUUAAUAGAUAAUUUCAGAAUGUGUAGGUCACUGAUGCCUGGUGACGAUGAAAGCAUGAGUGACGAGGCAAUAUGGGAGACGCUGCCUCACUUUUGGGUUGCCAUUUCAAUGGUCUUCUUUGUGGCUGCUACAAUAUUUACUCUAUUGAAGCUAUGUGGGAAUGUUGGUGCUCUUGGCUGGUGGGACUUGUUUAUAAAUUUUGGCAUUGCCGAGUGCUUUGCCUUCCUUGUAUGUACAAAGUGGUCUAAUCCAGCGAUUCAUAGAAAUAUUCAAACAAGAGAAAGUUGUUCAUCAUCAGCAGUAGUUAGAUAUCUAGACUGGAACAGUGGUCUAAUAGCUUAUUCAGAGCAGGAUCAGCAUCAAGACAGAAUGUGUGGCCUUCAAGACAUUGGAGGUCAUAUCAUGAAAAUUCCCAUAAUUGUUUUUCAAAUCCUACUCUGCAUGUAUUUGGAGGGAACGCCUGCGAGUGCAAAAGACCUGCCAAUUCCUGUCCUUUUCUCGCCCCUUCUAUUAUUGCAAGGCGCCGCCGUUAUUUAUGCUAUAUCUAGGCUGUUAGAGAAAGCUGUACUUCUCUUAAGAGGCGGAUCUAGCACAGCAUUGUAUUUCAGUUUUUCUACUAGGGCUCAUGCCUGUUUGGAGUUCUUUCAUCAUGGUUCAAGGCUAUUGGGAUGGUGGUCAAUUGAUGAAGGCAGUCGAGAGGAGCAGGCACGAUUGUACCAUGAGGGUGCCUCUGGGUACAACACUUUUAGUGGAUAUCCUCCCGAGAUUGUGAAGAAGAUGCCCAAGAAAGAUCUUGCUGAGGAGGUCUGGCGCCUUCAAGCUGCACUUGGGGAGCAGACAGAAAUCACGAAAUACAGCCAGCAGGAAUAUGAAAGACUUCAAAAUGAAAAGGUGUUAUGUCGGGUUUGUUUCGAGGGAGAAAUUAGCGUGGUUCUUCUUCCGUGUAGGCAUCGCAUACUAUGCAGUUCCUGCUCUGAGAAGUGUAAAAAGUGCCCAAUAUGUCGUGUUUCUAUCGAAGAACGGUUACCGGUAUACGAUGUAUAGAUCCUUAACUAAUCUAAAGGGGAAUCAAAGUGCACCUUGAGAAUGACAAAUUGAUAAGAGUUUUGGUGAUAGUGAAGAACAGGAAGUGAUGGGGUGGUUCAUGACAUUACUGAUACAGGAAAGAUACUCUUGGGUCUGCUUCAAAUGUAAAUAAGUGGUUUGUGUGAGGGUAAUUAAUUGAUUAAUGAUAUUAGAAUACGGGUGAGUUGCUGUUGUUACUGUGUUACAAUUCAGCUUGUUUUUCUUAAUUCUCUCUGUAUUCAAUAUUAACUUCUAACUCCAAUUAUAAUCCCAAAGUUGAUCCUUUGAUUUGAA
This is a messenger RNA of Cucurbita pepo subsp. pepo (vegetable marrow), 2235 nucleotides long. Its product is annotated as Transmembrane Fragile-X-F-associated protein. Lineage: Eukaryota; Viridiplantae; Streptophyta; Magnoliopsida; Cucurbitales; Cucurbitaceae. The record is from RefSeq and is a predicted model, not a curated record.